Messenger RNA from Ailuropoda melanoleuca (giant panda), 2269 nucleotides. RefSeq names its product carbonic anhydrase 5A (gene CA5A). Gene Ontology annotation, cellular component: mitochondrion; cytoplasm. NCBI's taxonomy places the organism in Eukaryota, Metazoa, Chordata, Mammalia, Carnivora, Ursidae. The coding region runs from base 74 to 1003 and encodes 309 amino acids. Gene Ontology annotation, molecular function: zinc ion binding; carbonate dehydratase activity. The record is from RefSeq and is a predicted model, not a curated record. The transcript is spliced from 8 exons.
CCUGAUCAGAGUGAGAGCAGACAGUAGGAAAAUCACCCUCUGUUUACUGGAGUCCAAGGGGAACAGACCCGGGAUGCUACGGCCCCCGUUGUUGGGCAGGAGCCUCCGGAAGUCCUCUGGUUUCUCCAUCUUGGUCAAGCAGAUGUGGGGGGCCCUCCGCAGUAGUCCACAAAGGCUGGAGCGAUGGUACUCGCAGGGUCCCUGCGCACAGAGAAAUCGGAACGACGCUUUGCACCCCCCCUGCAAGGGCCCGGCUUCGGCUCCGGGGGGCACCCGGCAGUCCCCCAUCAACAUCCGCUGGAGGGACAGCGUCUACGACCCGCAGCUGAAGCCUCUCAGGGUCUGCUACGCGGCCAGCUGCCUGCACGUCUGGAACACCGGCUACUUCUUCCAGGUGGAAUUCGACGACUCGGCUGAGGGGUCAGGGAUCAGCGGUGGCCCCUUGGAAAACCACUACAGACUAAAGCAGUGCCACUUCCACUGGGGAGCAGUGAACGAGCGGGGCUCCGAGCACACAGUGGACGACCGCGUGUACCCGGCAGAGCUGCAUUUAGUUCACUGGAAUUCGGUGAAAUACCGAAGUUACAAAGAAGCCCUCACGGGGGAGAACGGCAUGGCCGUGAUAGGCGUGUUUUUAAAGCUGGGGGCCCAUCACGAGGCACUGCAGAAGCUGGUGGAAGUCUUGCCGGAAAUAAAGCAUAAGGGUGCGCGCUCCGCCGUGGGCCCCUUCCAGCCCGCCCGUCUCCUGCCCGCCUGCCGGGACUACUGGACCUACGCAGGCUCCCUCACCACGCCUCCGCUCAGCGAGUCGGUCACCUGGGUCAUCCAGAAGCAGCCCAUUGAAAUAGCUCAGAGCCAGCUCCCUCAACGAGAAGCAAAUCCAGUGUUACUUCCUGUCAUAUGUGUUCGCUUGGCGUCUACGUUACAGGCGUUCGUUGACGGUUGCCGUAGUGACUCCCAAACUGGCUGCCUUUCGCUCACUCCUGUUUUCUGCACUUGGUGAAGAAGAGCGUUCGAUGGUGGACAACUACCGUCCUCUUCAACCCCUGAUGAACCGGAAGGUCCGUUCAUCCUUCCGGGCUGUGGAGGAAGGCAUCUGAGAAGAUGUUGCCUCUGAAACUGAAGAGAGAAAGAGAUCAUUGUUUCAGUUGCUGCGCUUCUCAGUUGCAGGGAAAAGAAACCACUUCAAAGAAGCCUCCGUAGGGUAGGGAAUGGAAAUGUGGGACACGAGGUAUCUCGGGGCCCACGGCGGUGCCCGAGCAAGCCCCCGCCGACCACUGACCCAGGCCACCCGCCCGGCCCCUGUUGUCCGCGCUUCCUUGUCUCAGGCGGCCUCUGUUUCUCCACACGCAUGGCCACCGCGUGCUUCUCAAGGGACUGGGACCCACCUGCAUCUUCCCCGCCUCCGGACUCCUGGGCGUCUCAGCGUCCACAGCAUCUGCUGUGACAGGUGACCACAAACCAGGGGGACGGCUAACACAAUGGGAAUGUGCUGCUUCCCGGCUCUGGAGGCCAGAAGCCCCGUUUGAAGGUGUCGGCAGGGCUGACUCCCUCUGGAAGCUCGCAGAGAACUAUGGCUUCCUGGCCUGUCGCGGCCCCAGGGGCCGCCUGCGUUCCCUGAUUCCCUGGUUCCCUGGCUCGAGCGCCCCCUCCCCCCCAGCUUCACGGCCGAGGGCUUUUCCAACGUGGCCGUGCAGCACCCAGUGCCGUUUAGUUCUGGUCAUUCUGGACGGUGUGUAACGGUUUCUCACGGUGGGGUUCUGGUUUUUGUUUUUUAAUGGUGGUGAAACACACACCAUCUUACCCAUUUUCAAGUGGGUGGUCCGUGGUGUUUACUGCGUUCAGAAGGGUGUGCAGCUGUCCCCCCACCCGGCCCGAGCUCUCUUCAUCUCGUGGAACUGGAGGCUGUCCCCCGUGUGCGCUCCCUGCCCACACCCACCCCCAGCCCUCGGCGGCCACUGUGGCCGCGUCUGUCUCCGCGAUGCUGACUGCGCUAGAAUAAAGCAUAGUGGAACCACGUAGUGCUCGUGCUGUCGUGGCUUCUUUCACUUAGCGUCGCAUCCCCCGCGUUCACCCAUCUUACAGCUGUGUUACAGUGACUGACAAUGGCGUUUUUAUUCCUGGGGCAUCACAGACAUUCCCCUCUGGUGGGAAUGCAACACCACAAACCCCCCGUCGUGUUGUCUCCCAACCUGACCCUCGUGCCCAGCAUGCCGUGAGACACGUAAGCACGUGCACGUUUUCUUCUUCCUUUUUUCCCCCUGAAGUA